AUGCACGCCAGAGUGUUUGCACAUAAAGGACGGGGUCUGUCUGGAAACCAUCAACAUGGGAAUAAAGGUCCUCCUGAAAUUAAUCCUGAGCUCAAGAAUCAGUCGGUUGCCUAUAACUCGUCGCUUCAGUUCAUUUGCUCUCUAAGCGGUUUCCCUACACCUGAGAUACUCUGGACGAAAGAUGGGGUGAAUCUUGGUAACAACAACACUCUCACAAUUAAUCGAGUGAGUUAUGGAGAUGCUGGUCAAUACACGUGCAGCGCCAAAAACAGCGAAGGAAGCAAAAACUCAACUUUCUGGAUCGAAGUGGCGGGAGUCUCUCUCCAGAUCACCGAGCCUCCGAUAAGCCAAUUUGUUACCGAAGAAUACCCUGUAAACCUUAGUUGCGUAGCUUCAGGUGUUCCAACACCAACCUUAGUCUGGACUUUUAAUAAUGGUGACCUGCCAUCUGGUAUCAAUCAAACCGGUUACGAAGGAGGAUCAAUCCUAGUUUCGCCAAGUGUCACGAGAGAGAUGAAUGGGACUUACAAGUGUACAGCGAAAAACAAGGCAAACACAAUCAGUUCCUCAGCAACUCUGCGUGUUUAUGGAAAAGCCUCUGCUCGAGUUGUUUCAGAGAAAUACAUAACACUUAUUAAAGGAUAUGCCCUGGCAUUGACCUGCAAAGUCAACGAAGAAACAAUAAGCGUAAUGUGGGAAAAAGAUGGAGAGCGAAUAACAGAAAGAGCAGUUAUAGAAACACGAUUAGACGAGAAAAAGAGUAAACUUGCUCUUACUGAAGUUGUGGAAGAGGACAGUGGUGAAUAUUCUUGUGAAGCACGUAACAAGCUAGGAACUGUGGCUCGCUCUGUUGUGAUAGUAAAUGUCAAAGGAAAUUCAGAGGCUCCCUCCAGCAGCUCAUCUUCCUCCAGCAGCUCACUGGAGUGGUACUACAUUGGGGGACCUUUGGCUGCUGUCGUUUUUCUAUUGGCGCUCAUUUCAUACAUUAAAAAACGCCGUGAGACAGCCCCACCUCAUGUGCCAUCUAGGCCGAAUGAAGGGGAAGACGAAGUUGAGCUGGAUAAGCUGAACGCUGUGGUUGCAAUUGACGAUGGUGCUACAGCUUUACCUCUCGGAAUCAAAGCAGGAGAAGAAGGUUGCCUAGCACACCCUUCUGAGAGUGAUAAGAGGAGAGGAGAGGCUGGCGUACAAGAGUAUGAUGGUAAUCAACUUACUGCUGCGGAUACAGACGAAAAUGGAAAUGACGAAGGCGAGGAGUCAUCUGAAGCAGCUCCUCUUGUGCAGGACUGAGGCUUAAAAGCAAAAUUGCUAAACCUCCAUGGUUAUAGUCUUAUAACACUCUGUGGUAAUUUGUAGUUUAGAUUUCGAGAACUUCAGCCUCAAUAUUUCAUAGCUUUUGAUUUUAAGAUGUAGUUUUUAUUGUACUUUUAUUUAAGUAAUGCUUUGGUAGUGAUGAUAACCAUUUUCAUAGUUUAUAAAUGGAGGUUGAGUGGAAUUUCCUUGAAAGAAAAACUUGUUUAUUUACUUCACUUUUGCACUUCUUAGUUUACCGUUUAUUCAUUUGGUGCUCUUGUCAGUGCUUUGUUGUUGUUAUUGACUGUAGGCUGAUAGAGAAAAAAAACUAACAAACAAACAAACAAAAAAAAAGAAAUUGCCGUUGAGAUAAUUUUUAUAACUGAUCAAGUCAGAAAUGCUGCGUAAAUUUGUGAGUGUUGUUCCUAGUAUAAGUAAUAUUUCUUAAUCUAAUUAAGAAUAAUUAAUUUGUUGUAAAAC
Molecule: messenger RNA, 1773 nt
Organism: Pocillopora verrucosa
Lineage: Eukaryota; Metazoa; Cnidaria; Anthozoa; Scleractinia; Pocilloporidae
Source: RefSeq, a predicted model, not a curated record